AUAAACAGAGUAAUGUACUUUCUAAUUUUAUUUGAACAAAGGUUGCUUGUUUUAUAUACAAACCCUCUCAGAUGUCAGGGAGAAAGUUCUGUCAUAUGUAUCAGUGCUCAGUCGUCCAUUAGCCUUUGCUAAGGGUGGACCAGACACAUCCUGGACCCCAAUUUACCUUGAUCAACUGGGACUCGGCUUAAUGAUCACACUUGUGGCUCCAGUGUUUAACAUCACCAGUCCUGAAGAUAAAGGACAACUGCUGGGAGUGGUGGGAACAGAUAUGCCAUUACCACAACUGGAGGGCACUGUCCCAUUGAGUGAGGUCGGGGUGAAUGGGUAUGGCUUUGCAAUAAACAACAAUGGCUUUGUAGUGUUCCAUCCAGGCCUCAAUAAGAAGAAAGAUCCCCCGAACAUUGCCCUAAAUGAAGUGGAAUACAAUCAGGAAGGUGCCAAGAAGCUUAUGCGCGAGAUGAUUGAUCGAGUGACUGGAAAGAUGAAUUUUAAAAAUCGCUUGAUAUCUGAUGACAAGCUCAGACUAAGCUUGGAGGACGAUUUUCACUUCUUCUACAGUCCUGUGGACAACACAUCUUUCAGUGCUGCUGUUGCUAUCCCUAACUAUGGUCUCAAAUUGCUUCAGGCAAGAGGCAUGAACGUCGAUGAUGCAGAUGUAAAGACGUAUUUAUCCAGCUCUGAGAAUGACGAGGAUGUGAUAGUAGCUCCUUGGGAGAUAUGUCGAGGCACUCCGGUGGCUGCAAAGGAGACGACGCCAGUGUACAAACCAUCAACUGCAAAUGCUACUGACAUAAUCGAUGACACGAAUCGAAACAAUAAUUGUGAUGAACAUAAGCUGCAAAAUUUGCUUUUUGAUGCAAAUUUGACGAAAGAGAGAGCAAGCAAAAAAUGGAAUGCUAAAAAAAUGGAAGAAGACAAAAUUCACAGUGUGUUCGUAGCAACACAUGGAGGCAUUAUGAGAUUUCUGAAGACAGGGUCUGCAGCACCAUUUACAACGCGAGACUUCAUGAAGGAGCAGUUCUACAAGGAAGCUGCCCAAUAUGCUCAAAAAGAAAAAAACUUCAUUGUUCUUUCAAUUUCCUACAGAGGACAAAACAAAGGCAACCAACCAGCGAGUAAUGAAUCGAUCGUCAUCAAUGCAAGUUCUGCUAUUGUGAAGGACGACGUUGUUGCUGCAGUGGCUGGAAUGCAAUUUGAUCAGGAAAAAAUGCAAGAAAUCUUCAAUACAACUGCUGGAAGCGAGGUCAAUUGUCAGGAUUCAGAGGUGUACUGCCGAUUGAUCAACGAUGAUGGCCUCAUACUAGCAUCAAAUCAAAAGGACAAUGAGGUUGGAGAAUUCUUUGGCGUUCCAGAGGGAGCAGUUUUGAAGCAUUUCCUCAAUAACUCGCAGUUUAAAGAAUUUAAUUUUAGCAACGUACAAGGAGAGUGCAAAAAGCCUCAGAAAAUCGUAUCCAGUGCUCGGACACUUCUGAAUCCUCUCUUUGCAGUGUCAUCGUAUGUACAAUUCUGGACCCAGACUGUGUUUUGGUCUUUGAUGCAGUUCAACAUAUACAGUUUCUUUUCUCGUGGUAAUACGGCCCUGGCGGAAGAAGAAGAGGAGAUGAAAAUUCCUUGUACGCAAGAACUCAAAUUUUACAAAGGAGAAAAUUUUACAGAAAAGAAAGAAGAUGAUAUGGUUUGUCCAGAAUCCGAUUCCAACUGUGAUAAACUAACUUGGAUUGUGUACCCAGCACCUGUUAAGAAUACAAAUCUUCUGUUGGUGAUAGUUAAGAAGAAUUGUCAGUGCGAAGACAAUGAGAGAAUAAAGGUUACACUCACACCAAAGGACUUUGUAUCCAGUAUAACAGAACCUAGGCUUAUGUCCUACAGGAAACCUCCGGAACUAGAAUCACUUUGCAAAGCCAAAGGAGAGGGCAAACCUCCUUGUGCCUCGGCCAGCCUUUGUUCCCCUCACCUAAUCACUCUGCUCAUUCUGCUCACAUUCUCUCUUCUUCUUCCAACCAAUCAUCACGGGAGAUGAGUAACUGGACUAUAUCGACUUCAGACGAUACUGAGUGGAAUCCCUGUGGUUACUUGAGCUUAACGAACGCUUUACAGUGAAAAAAAAAUAGCUUUAGACACGUCAACAAAACAGUAGAUACUGCAAGAGAUGAUGUCUUGAUAUUCCGUCAAAUACUCUUGUCAAUCAAAAAGAGGAGUCAGUGACGAGCGAAUUUAACACUCAAGCGGACUGAUUUGCAGAAGACUGCGAAUUACCCGAAGGGCCUGGAAUUGACUUAAAUUUUAAUUAAGCAGAGCUUGUAAAACACAUUUUUAUUAGAAGUAUUUAUACUUUUUGUUUUUCCUUUCUUGUUUUAUAUGUGACAAUUUUAAAAUCGAAAUACCUAUGCAAAUGUGCAAGGAUUUUUAUGCCUUGAACCGUUGUGCCUAGAGUGGUCAAGCUUCUAGUACACCUCGUUUAAUUUCCAUAGAGGUAGAGAAAUAACUGCAUUCUGUACUUAAUAGCUUAGUGACAAAUCUCACCGAUUCUUUGUGACAUUUUGUCUUCGUGUUUUUGUCUUUUUAUCACGAAAAAAACGCUAUGCCAUGCCUGUUAUUUUGACUGAUACUUUUAGUCUCGCACAGAUAAAGAAGUUUCUCGAGCUAAGGUAGUUUCAUCACAAACACACAUCUGUAAUCGUAAUUUCUUGUCGCGGGCCAUGGCUAUUGUGGAAUUCGGUGGUGUUUCACCUGGUUUUUGUGCUUUCGUUAUUGUUUUGAUCGAAAAGUACUCGACCUUAAUCAAACUACACUACAGAUAGUAACAGUUCGUUGUUUUCUGUGAGUUUAAUUCCAUAAGUCCGAAGAUAAUUUAAUUUGGUCAUCGCUACCGAUACCAAGUGCCCGGUUUUGCCGCUAGUGAAUUGUACUAUGAUGUUAGUUAACCCUUUCAAAGAAGCACAUUGUAGUUUCUUUUGUAAGCUUAUAUAAUUGUGAGCACUGUUAGGUCUUAAUUAAUAGAGCAAUUUUGCGAACAGCAUACAACUCAAAUUUACAUUGUUCGUCAAUGCAAUCUACACGCACUAAAGGUUUUGUAGAAAAGUGAUCAGUUUUAAUAAAUAGGAUAACCAGAAACA
Pocillopora damicornis (cauliflower coral) is the source of this 3119-nucleotide messenger RNA. Its product is annotated as voltage-dependent calcium channel subunit alpha-2/delta-2. Gene Ontology annotation, molecular function: voltage-gated calcium channel activity. The record is from RefSeq and is a predicted model, not a curated record. NCBI's taxonomy places the organism in Eukaryota, Metazoa, Cnidaria, Anthozoa, Scleractinia, Pocilloporidae. Gene Ontology annotation, cellular component: voltage-gated calcium channel complex.